Sipha flava (yellow sugarcane aphid) is the source of this 3639-nucleotide messenger RNA. RefSeq lists its product as uncharacterized. The coding region runs from base 1284 to 3344 and encodes 686 amino acids. NCBI's taxonomy places the organism in Eukaryota, Metazoa, Arthropoda, Insecta, Hemiptera, Aphididae. The record is from RefSeq and is a predicted model, not a curated record. Gene Ontology annotation, molecular function: protein binding. The transcript has 8 exons.
UAUUAAUAAAAAAAUCAAAAUCCAAAGUCAUCAUUUACAAUGUAAUUGUUUUUGAAUCAGUUAGUUACAAAUUAUCCUUGUUUAUGACUAUUACCAGUAUUCAAAACUUAAACAACCAUGGGCCAUAUUAACAAAAAAGAUCCAUAAGCGAAUUAAUACGUAAAACCUAAUCGAAGAUUUUUGCAAUCUAGCAUUCGGUGCAUAAAGACACAUCAAAUGACCAACAGAUAGCAAAAUCGUCAUAUAAGCCAUUAAUAAAGAGAUAAAUAGGAAAAAUUAUACACAGUUUUCUAAAGAGUAUGGAGUUUAGGUACUAAGCAAAAAGGCAGUAUCCACCAUGUACAAAAAUUGAUAAUGAAAAUCAAGGGGGCCAGAGCAUAGAAAAAAGAAAGGUCAUUCAAAAUAUGAAUUUUAAUUAGCAUUUAUAUACACGGAAAUAGUAAUUUCAACACACACGACAGCACAAAUGAUACGAAGAAACUGAUAUACCUAUUUAAAUAGUUCGGUACAAACAGCUAUGGUUGAAAGCUAUACAUAGGUAUGACAUUUAGACAUUUAACAAUGUUUAAUACCAGAUAACAAUUAUUAUAUCUAUAAGCUAGAGUAUAGACGAUACAGGUCAACAAGCUAAACUCACACAUUUAUAUUACAAUAUGAUCAUUGGUUAUCAUUAUAUACUUGAAUAGGUAAAACUACAAGUGUGAGAUUAUAUACAUACAAUCAUCAGAAUCAUUAUUUAGGUACCUAGAUAGCUACUACUUAUAAUGUAUCAAUAAGUAAUAACUGAUUACAAAUCAUUUUUAUUGUAUAGUUGUUUUUAUAUUUUAAAUAAUAAAUUCGAUUAGUGCCUGGAGUACCUAAAUAAAAAAUUAAACAUAAUAUUGAAAAGUAAUUAAGAUAUUUCGUUCCAAAACAUGUCAACAUAUCUAUAAAAUUAAAUAAUUGAUAAUGUCUGUGGAAGAAAUUUAAGCGGAGCACGGUGUACAAUUACACAGGAUAUAAGUUGAUUAUCUAAGAACUAUAGGUAUGUUGUACACUGAAACUUAAAGAUAGUGUUAAAUAAUAUGUUUAAAGUACAUCAGAAUUAUACGUACAGUUGUAUGAUUAAUAUUGAGUGUGCAAUUACUUAUAUUGCUCCUCUAUUAUCAAGAACAAGUUUUACUAACAUUUGAAAACCGUUUAAGUAUUAAUUAAUUCAUAAUAAAUUUUUAUUCAAAGUAAUCAAAUUAAUAUUGUUGUUAACGUCUUGAGUGUUAAGUAUUAUUCCAGUGAUUUAAUUAAAAAUGAUUUGGCUCAUUUUCAAAAACUGCAGUAGGAAUAAAAGUAAAUCCGUUAAGUCCACCGAUAUAAUAAACGUAAACAAUUCGAAGCAAAUAAUCCAAGAACUUCUACGCGAAUUUGAUGCCAUUGACGAUUUGAGUGAAUGCGAUAAUACCAUAUUUUCAACGGAACUACAUUUCAAUUAUCUUUCUGUGGUCGAACCUUUCUACAACGAGGAAGAAUCGAUUCCAAAAAUGGAGAUGAACGGCCACCAAAAUGUCUUUGAAAAUAACACCGUGUUCGAGAUGGCCGAUUUGGAAAAUGACAUUGACGCUGCGACUAUGAUAAUUAACAGACGGUGUAAUAAAGUCACGGAAAAACAUCUAAAGUUAUUACAGUGUCCGUUUACUUGGAAUUUGGAGUCCGGUGUGUGGAAAACGAACAUCAUAGAUCACAUCAAAAAUAAAUAUGGAAAAUAUAAUAUGAACAUAUCUUCUAUCACAUUUUCAUUAGAAAAGUACAUUAGUAAUUUAAUGAUCAGCUGUGGACUGUUUAAAACGAACCAAGUUGACAAAGCUCAUGAUAAAUUGAAAGACAUUUGGGAAUGGCUAGAUAAAUUAGACAAUGAAAAUGAACGGUUUUAUCAGGAUAUUAGAGAUGGAUUAAAGCAUAUUAUUAUGUCUACCUUGUGUCAUGUACUGUAUGCUGUUAAUAAAACGCUAUGUUGGCAGUUGUACAAUACAAUAACACGAUUUAAUUCUAUGAACGUGAAAUCAAGAGCAGCAGUUCAUGCUAUAAAUGCUGCCGUAUAUAUAGAAAUUGGCGGUAAAACAUUACUAAAUGUUGUUCAGUAUGCGAAAAAAGCAUGCGAUUUAGACUCAGAAACCGCCCAGUGGAAAUUCAUUUAUUCACUAGCACUAACAGCUCAAAGACAAUAUCUUAUGAGCAAUAAAUCGUGUCCAACUGCGUCCGAGUUUGAUGCCAUACAGCAUGCGAUUAUUUUGUCAAACCGACCAAAUCCAAAUUUUGACUUCCACAGAAUGCGUUUGAUGACAAAUAAAAUACUAUAUCAUUAUCAUUUUGACAAAAGUAAAAUAAAAACAAAUACACCGGAAAAAACUAAACAAGAUUUCUAUAAUAUCAUAGAACUAAUAAAGUCAAUCGUCAUUAUGGAACCUGAAGAUCCACAUUUGAUUGUAAAAUGUGCGAAAGCUUUAAUUACGCUACCAUAUUUACCCCAUGAAAAUAUUCUUCUUAUUAAACAAAUGAUAUCAAUUGCAGUAAAUGUGUCUUUUAAUGAUCCUACAGUGAUUCGAGCAAUAAAAGAAAUCAUUGAUAUUUUUAGAGAAUUGAUUGAUACUUAUAAGCAAUUAAAUGAAAAUAAAGUAUAUUUGGAUAAUACAAAAAUUCAAAAUGACGUGAAAAAUAAGGAAGACGAUGAUUUAGAAAAUGAUUUAAAAUUGAUCGCAGAAAAAUACGAGAUUGGCAGUAGACCGAUACUGGAUUUAAUUAACUUGUUAGAAAAAUAUGAUGGAAGGUAUAGGUGGAAAAUAAUGGCUCAAAUUUGUUCAUAUUCAAUAUUAUUUAAAGAUUCUGAUAAUCUUCUUGUUGGCGUAGAACAGUUCAUGAUGUUAAUUGACGACAAAAACAUUGCCAACAGUAAUAUUGUUACGGAUCACAGAUCUAUAUUUAUUAAAGAUGAUUCCAAAGUAUUCAAUCUAGCUGAACUAAUGUGCAAUGAAAUAAAAUUAGCAAUUAUACUUGGCCAUAGUAAGAAUCAAGAUGAAACUAAAUUUUAUUUGGAUCAGUUGACAAAUAUUAUGGAAGUGUGUCAAGUGAAGUCAAAAGCAGUUAAUCCUUCAUUAAUAGUUGAAUUAACUGGAAGUCAAAAAAAGCAAAAGGAGCAAAAUAUUCAAUGUCCUAAGAAUCAAAAGCAGAAGAAAGUUUUUCAAAAAAUGAAUAAACAACAUGGCUCACACAAAAAUAAAAAAUUUACAACUAAUAAUUAUAAAUAUACUUCAAGCAAUCAGAAACGGGCCAUUAAAUCUAAAACAAGAAAAAUUAACCAACAUAAAACUUUGUAAUAAAAUUGCAACUGAGAUUGGAAAUAAUAAUUUUUUUAAAAAUUAAAAUAGUUAAAGUCGAGGCACUCAUAUUAAAGAAGUGGCAGUACGUGGCACUUUCUUUCACCCUUGAAAAAUUAAAUGGACUUAUAAUUUAAUAAAUUAUUAUUUAUAAUUAAUAUAAAUAAAUAAAAUAAGAAUAAAAAUACACGAUUUUUUUUUUUGCUCUCUUCCCUAAUACUUUACAUAUGGAUACCAAUAAUUAAAUUAAAGAUAAUUUAAAAUGUUUAAACUAAUUAUUUACCUUUGCUCUUGU